Molecule: messenger RNA, 915 nt
Organism: Pleurotus ostreatus (oyster mushroom)
Lineage: Eukaryota; Fungi; Basidiomycota; Agaricomycetes; Agaricales; Pleurotaceae
Exons: 2
Coding region: 1-915 (304 amino acids)
Source: RefSeq, a predicted model, not a curated record
AUGGAAGAUAUAAAACCGCGCCCGCCACGCUUAAUACUGGAUAGCGAGAGAUUCAAACCGAACGGUGAUCGUGGCACUGGACCCCGGAGCAUGGAACGCGGCACCACUUCCUCGACAUUGGACUCGCCAUUUGGUUCUCAACUCAAUACGCCCAUCGAUGAGAAGUUCCAAAACCUAGGCGGCAUCUUGAGGAUCCAAUCAUCUGAUUUUGCGCACGUCGAAGCUGAAGAUAAGGACGGGCUGGUGAAGGAACAGGCUGCUGCAACGGCAGUGGAGUCUAGAAACGAGGACACCAUAUAUGAGCCGCCAUCCGAGUCAAGGUCGCCGUCGGAACGGUUAGCGAGGCCGAAUCAAGAGUCUACGUCUGCUACUAGCGCUAUCCCUUCGGACCUGUUCUCGUCCGUUGUUAAUGAGCUUUUCUCUUCGUCUGACCCAGCGUCUGGCGUAGAAUACGUCGCAUCCUGCAUCAUCAAAGUCCUCUUCUUCUUGCCCUGGUGCGCUCUGGUCGGCGGCACGAUCCUCCUCGCCCCCGAAUAUCUAGAACAAGUCACCUUCUGCACAGGCUACACCUCGUCUCCCUUAACGCCCAUCCAUCGCUUCGCCCACUGGUCUGAGUACGCUCCCACCCACGUCUUGUCGUUCUUCGUCUUCCUUGGGUCUGUUGUCUGGUGGAACCUCCCUCUAGGGCUCCUGCUUUUCUCGGGCGUAACGGCGCAGAUUAUCAUGACGUGGAGCGAGUUCGCGGUGGACCCGAACGUGCCGCUAGGCGAGGACGAUAAGCAGACGUUGUAUAUCCUUGCUGAGAAGCUCGCGUUUGGGGGUGAAGCGUCGAUGGGGGUGAAGUGCCUUGGGUCGAAGUACUACGCUAUCACUGAUGAAGGAGAGUCGGAUGAAAUCCAUCUUCAUGCUGAAUGA